UUAGGGUUUAAAUUAAUGAAAAAGUGAGACGUAAUUGCCGCCUUCUCAAUCCAUCAUCUGAUUGGUAUUUGUGAGUUGGGACGCGCCGCCGCCGCUGCGGCAUUUUCUUUCUCUUUCCACAGCUUUCCGCCGCUUCUCCUUCAGUAAGAAACUAGAAAGAGAGCAGAGCAGAGCAGAGAGAGAGAGGGAGAGAGAGCAAACCAUAAAAAGCCAGCAAUGUGCGGGAGAAGUCGCUGUACUCUGAGGAUCGAUGACUUUCCUAGGGCUUGCCACCUUAACGCUUGUCCUCUCCGUUCCCUCCACAUGGACCGGUUCCAGCCGUCUUAUAAUGUUUCGCCUGGGAGAUAUUUGCCGGUGGUUCGGAGGGAGGAUGGCUCCGACGGUGACGCUGCGGUUCUCCACUGUAUGAAGUGGGGCCUAAUUCCCAGUUUCACCAAGAAAUCCGACAAGCCUGAUCACUACAGGAUGUUCAAUGCUCGUAGUGAAUCUGUUCGUGAAAAAGCUUCUUUCUGCCGUCUUCUUCCCAACAACAGGUGCUUGGUGGCUAUGGAAGGAUUCUAUGAGUGGAAGAAAGAUGGGCACAAAAAGCAGCCUUACUAUGUUCAUUUCAAGGAUGGCCGGCCUCUUGUCUUUGCUGCUCUUUAUGAUUCCUGGAAAAAUUCAGAAGGAGAGAUUCUUUAUUCCUUUACUAUCAUGACAACUUCUUCAUCAUCAGCUUUAGAGUGGCUACACGACAGAAUGCCUGUUAUUUUGGGGGACAAGGAAUCAACGGAUACAUGGCUAAUGGGUUCCUCAGCUUCCAAAUUUGACACAGUACUGAAACCGUAUGAAAAGGCAGAUCUGGCGUGGUAUGCUGUGACAUCUGCGAUGGGUAAGCCUUCUUUUGAUGGACCAGAAUGCAUCAAAGAGAUAAAGUUGAAGACAGAGGAGACAAAACCCAUUUCAAAGUUUUUCACAAAGAAGGGACGCCAGGAGUCGUCAAUCCCACAAGCAGGAGGAAGCACCAAGUUGAAAGAAGAGGAAGCUGAGACGCCCGAUGAAGCACCAGCUCAUCAUCCUUUUCACACAUUUGGAGGCAAUGACGAGUCCAAGCCCAAUGUCACGUCGUCUUCUUAUCCAGCUGUCAAGCGAGACUAUGAGGAAUUUUCAGCUGAAACUGAAAUGAAGCCGUCGUCUUGUGGGAAAGCUGACGAACUAGAGACUAGUAGUCAGCUGAGAAAGAAAGCAAACUUUGGCGCUGCAGAUGAUAAACAACCAACUCUGUUUUCCUACUAUGCAAGAAGAUAGUAAUCACAUGCAGGUGCUUGUAGUCGUCCCAUGCCGGGUGGAACUAUAUAUAGAGUAGUCAGUCAGUCACAUAUCCUCGCACUGUACUGGGACUUUUGUUACACUGUUAGUGUUGUCCCUCGGAAAUCAUUAAAUGUAUGCAAACGUCUUGUUGGCUUUGGUUUAACAGACAUCGUAGCCAUGUACAUCUAUGUUGUGUAUUAGAUCGAUGUUGAUGAUA
This is a messenger RNA of Diospyros lotus (date-plum), 1507 nucleotides long. RefSeq lists its product as uncharacterized. Bases 217 to 1287 code for a protein of 356 amino acids. Gene Ontology annotation, molecular function: single-stranded DNA binding. NCBI's taxonomy places the organism in Eukaryota, Viridiplantae, Streptophyta, Magnoliopsida, Ericales, Ebenaceae. Gene Ontology annotation, biological process: DNA damage response. The record is from RefSeq and is a predicted model, not a curated record. The transcript is spliced from 8 exons.